Messenger RNA from Eimeria mitis, 567 nucleotides. RefSeq lists its product as uncharacterized. The transcript is spliced from 2 exons. The coding region runs from base 1 to 567 and encodes 188 amino acids. Lineage: Eukaryota; Apicomplexa; Conoidasida; Eucoccidiorida; Eimeriidae. The record is from RefSeq and is a predicted model, not a curated record.
AUGCAGCAGCAGCAGCAGCAGCAGCAGCAGCAGCAGCAGCCCCACAGCCUUUCUGGGGUGUCUGUACACCUCAAGGUGCUGCAGCAAACAGCAGAUGAAAUAGCUCUUCCUUCUUCUCUCUCCCAGCAGAUGUUUCUACCCUCGCUGCUGCCCCCUUAUUCUUUCUGCAGCAGCAGCAGCAGCAGCAGCAGCAACAGCAGCAGCAGCAGCAGCAGCAGCAGCAGCAGGUUUCGUGAUCUGGCGGAGACCCUGAAGCAAGAGAGCUCCAAUUGGCUUCAGGAGAAUAGUAAUGCUCCUGCUGCUGCUGCUGCUGCUGCUGCUGCUGCUGCAGAUGGUCGGUGGCUUAGAGAAGCAUCGCAGCAGCAGCAGCAGCAGCAGCAACAGCAGCAGCAGCAGCAGCACAGCGAGAGAGAGGAGGAAGACAGAGGGGUUGCUGCUGAUGGACCUGCAGCAGGAGAAGCAAAGACAGCAGAAGAAACAGCAGCAGCAGCAGCAGCAGAAGCAGCAGCAGCAACAGUAGCAGCAGUUGAGCGAGAGAGAGGAGGAGGACAGAUGGGUUGCUGCUGA